Molecule: messenger RNA, 6567 nt
Organism: Chelonia mydas (Green sea turtle)
Lineage: Eukaryota; Metazoa; Chordata; Testudines; Cheloniidae
Gene: CAPN6
Product: calpain 6
Exons: 13
Coding region: 155-2089 (644 amino acids)
Biological process (GO): proteolysis
Cellular component (GO): cytoplasm
Molecular function (GO): calcium-dependent cysteine-type endopeptidase activity
Source: RefSeq, a predicted model, not a curated record
GAGCCUCCCCUCUGAUGAUCAGAUCUUGGUACAGUCCAAAGAAAUUUCAGGUUAAGAAGCCAGGGACUCUUUGUUUGCAGUAUUGAUUUUGGAGAUUUUGUUUGCCUGACAGCUCAGGAGCAGAGACUAUAUAAGCCAGGCUGGACAGAGGACUAUGUUUUCAUCAGUGAAAUCUUUCAAAGAUCAGAAGUAUCAUGAACUCAAGCAGCAGUGCAUCAAACAAAGACGACUCUUUGAAGAUCCUGAGUUUCCGGCAUCGGACGAAUCCCUUUUCUACAACAGGUGCCCCCCUGGAAGAGUGGAAUGGAAGCGGCCAAAGGAGCUCUGUGAAGACCCACACCUGUUUGUGAAUGGAAUCAGCGCCCAUGACUUGCACCAAGGGAAGCUCGGGAACUGCUGGUUUGUGGCAGCUUGCUCCUGCUUGGCUCUUCGGGAGAAUCUCUGGCAAAAGGUGAUUCCAAGCUUUAAGGAACAAGAAUGGGAUUCAAAGAGACCCCAGAAAUAUGCUGGGAUUUUUCACUUCCAGUUCUGGUAUUUUGGACAGUGGACCGACGUGGUCAUAGAUGACAGAUUGCCAACAAUUAAUGGGGAGCUGAUCUACUGCCAUUCCAAUGUGGAGAAUGAAUUCUGGAGCGCACUACUGGAGAAAGCUUAUGCAAAGCUGGCUGAGUCUUAUGAAGCCCUGGAUGGAGGCACUGCUGCAGAUGCAAUUGUCGAUUUCACUGGAGCAGUGGCAGAAUCCAUUGACCUGGUAAAGGGCAAAUAUUGUGAAAAUAUUUCUGAGCAAAUGAAGCUGUUUGAAGACUUGCUGAAAGUACAUAAAAGAGGCGGGUUAAUCAGCUGUUCCAUCACGACUUCAUCCCCCAAUGACACUGAGGUGGAGACGGAGAUGGGUCUGAUCAUAGGCCAUGCCUACUCGGUGACGGCAGUUCAGAAGGUGCGCCUCGGAGAGAGGCUCCUGUUCUCUUUUAAGUCAGAAAAGCUCUUCAUGAUCAGAAUGAGGAAUCCGUGGGGAAAGAAGGAGUGGAACGGUGCAUGGAGUGACCAGUCUGAAGAAUGGAAGAAAGUGAGCGACUCAGAGCGUAAGAGCUUGGGACUCACAGUUCAAAAUGAUGGCGAGUUCUGGAUGACAUUUGAUGACUGGUGUCAGAACUUCACCGAUGUUGAUGUCUGUCGUAUUGUGAACACUUCGUACUUCAGCAUCCACAAAACCUGGGAGAAGAAAAUGGUGCACGGGGCCUGGACCAAGCAUUCGGAACCACUGAAAAACCGCUCCGGAGGGUGUUUCGAUUACAGAGCCACCUUCUUACAGAAUCCCCAGUAUGUCUUCGAUGUCAAGAAGGCUGAGGACAAAGUGCUGAUUUCACUACAGCAACAGGAUCAGCGCAUUUACAAGAAAGAUGGGAAAGGGGACAACUUCCCUAUUGGCUUUGAAAUCUUCAAGGUGGAGCUUAACAGAGACUAUCGGAUGCACAAGCUGCAAGUACAAGAAAGAGUGGCAACCUCCAUUUACGUCAAUACACGCACCGUGUUCCUGAGGAAGCUCCUUGCACGGGGUCGCUAUGUUCUUAUCCCAACAACACACUAUCCUGGCAUCGUCACAGCAUUUAUCCUGAGGCUCUUUACAGAUGUGCCAUCAGAACUCAGGGAGCUGAAGCUAGAUAAGCCUAAACGGACAUGCUGGAGCAUUCUGUGUGGUUACCCUCGCAUAGUCACGGAAAUUAAAAUUCACUCCGCCGAAGGUCUACAGAGGCAAGAUCGAUCGGGUGGAGCAGAUCCCUACCUGAUUAUCAAGUGUGAGAAUCAAAAAGUUUGCUCUGCUGUCCAGCAAGACACCGUCAGUGCCAUUUUUGACACACAAGCUCUUUUCUACAGAAAGAAGAUCGAGCGUCCCAUUAUUGUCCAGGUCUGGAAUAGCAACGUCUUGUGUGACCAGUUCCUUGGACAAGUGCUGCUGGCUGCACUCCCUGGUGACCCCAGAGAACCGCAGACUCUCCAGCUCCGGGGAAAAGGCAGCCGAGAAGCAGAUGAAAUGCCAGGUCACAUCACCGUCAAGGUUGUUUCCAGUGACGACCUCAUGGAGCUAUGAAUACCAGAGCCCCGCAGACCCAGACAAAGCUGUCGCCUCGCAGCAAGAACUCUUGUCUGUGCUUUCAGUGUGAACGACUCGGGAGCAAAGGUUUCCAGAAAGCCCUCUCUUGCGCAAUCUGACCAUGUGGGGGCGGGGGGUGUGCGGGGCAGGGGGGAGGUGGUUUUUUUUUUUAAAGGAAAAAAAUAUAUAAUGCAGCAACUAUGGCAGGAGACAGGCCGAUCUAAAAUUCAGUGACAACACUCGCUACCAAACCGCCACCUCCCCAUCCGCUCCAGCUGGGGGUGACAUUGCAGUAGGUUGAGGCGCACAAUCCUACAGCGCAGCCCACUAUUCCUGGAGGUUUCUAGCGCGCUGUUUUUGUUGUUGUCUAUUUCAGGGCGACAGGCUGGAAAGGCACUAAUGUCCGUGGUGCACAGGUGAGGGGAUGGAGUGCAGGAGCUGGCCCCAUGGCUAAAUCCCUGCCCAGCCUUUGAAAUGUUUACCAGCAACCUGUCACUGGUGAGGGAUUUGUCUGGGCUGCGGUUGGUUGAAAUGAGUUACUUUUCAUUUAAUCCUACAAUAAUUUGUAUUAACAGCACUAUUACUACUGCUAAUCAGACAUUACUAUGCCUCAACUGAAACGUCAUUGGUAGAACCGUCGGAGCAGUCAUUCAAAAUGCACAGAAGUGGAAACCUGGUGGAAGAAGAAUCCCAGUGUUAAAAUGAUAGACCCAAAUCCUGCAGUCCUUACUCAGGCAUUGUAGCCAGUGGGAGUUUUGCCUGCAUAAGGCUGCUGGAUUAGACCCCAUAUUCCUUUUUCCUGAGCCAGCUGAGCUCACAAGGUCAGGUUUCUGACCACAGGAAGACACGUGGAAAUUCAGCAGUGGCUUGGAUCUAGUACAAACUCUUAGUAAUAAGAUCCCAUUUGCACAGCAGAAGUGCUCUAAUAAAUGAGAUGCUUUAAGAGAGGAAUAUCAUUGUUAUUAAACAUGCAAUUCACGUCCCCCUCCCCACCCCAAAUGAGGAUGUGCAUAAUGACAAAUUGAAUUGAGGAGGAUACAAUCCUCCCAGCUGCUGCGAGGGAUAUGAAUGAAAGGCAAAGCCAUUGGGGGUUGGUUACUUGAUUGCGUUCCUGAGUUUUGAAUACACUGAGCGCUAAUAAAUACUUGUGUCAACCAAAUAUAAUGCAGGGCAGGCACUGACUAAGUGUUCCCACAGAGCAGGCCAAGGCACAUGCUUCCUUUCAACCUGCGCCUACAGCACAACGGUGGGGUUCCCCAGAGCAGAAUCCAUUCGUAUUGUCAAACUGUAGCAAUUCCAGGUGUAGAAUAAUUUCACAAUGAAAUCCCCACCCUCAACCUUUGACUUCUUUUAUUGCUGUUGCAAAUUCUGAGCUUGAGCAUAAAGCUCUAAGUUUCCUCUUUCAACCCUUCAUUCAGACUGAGGUUGCAUUUUUGGAAAAUUUGAGUUUUGCACUCAGCUGGAGGCUAACCCAGGCAUUCUUGUGGAAUUUAAGAGCUUGCAAAAUGGUCCAGAACAGAAUUACAUGACUUUUUUUUGGCAAAAUAUUCUGAACAUUUGUUCAUGAGUUUCAGACCCACCUCUGCUGUGUGACAAUGAUUUUGCUGGUAUCCUGAGGUAGGAAUGGAAACACACAAAUGAUACUGAGCAAGUUGGGAACUAUCUCUUUGGUUUUGUGUGUCAAAUACUUGCAUCCAGCAUAGGCCAUAAAUGUUGUGCCUAAGCUGUGUUGCACGAUGAUAGCAUGCGUCAGCUCAGAACUGCAUGCCUGGAUAUUUCUGUUGUCUGUAAAUUGAUGUUUUUAACUUUGUUUUGAUUGCACAUCUAAAGUUAAGCUUUCCCAUAUAGCUUAGGCCCUGGUGAGCAUCAGUGCCAGGGAGCCAAUGUGCAGACACUACACACUAUCCUGACUCUGCAUUAGGAACUGCUUGACUAUGUUGGGCCUGAUUCUUCUCACCCGCUAUCUUAUACCAUUGUAACUCUACUGGCUUCAGUGGAGUUUACUCUCGAUCUACACUAGUGUAAGCAACAGGAGAAUCAGGCCAUCCUGUAUACUAUAAUUAGGUAAGAGAGCAGAGGAUCAACCAUGCUGUCCUAUCAGAGUAGUCUCACCAAGUCAGUGGAGUACAGCCAGUGUGAGAUGAAAGUCUCAUUUUUUCCAGUUUGACUUGUAGAAGAUAACUGUGCCCUCCCAGGAUUCAAUGUACUGGAUCUGUUACAGCAUUCAGUGCUACCAGCUUCCAGGUGCUGCAGCUUAAACCCUGUCUUUCCCGUUUAGUUGCAUCUCAGUGCGCACGCUUUCUUGCUGUGAAUAUAGCCUCACUACUAACACUGUCCUGUCUCUCCUACUGGGCAAUAGCCGUUCGAUACCCAUGUAUGUGUCUUGUGGCUAAAUCCCAUUCAAAGCAUUGACAAAUAUGCCAGGUAGUCUUCACUCCUUCUUAAAUACUGUGAUCUCAAGCUCCCAGCCCCUUGUAGAAAAUGGGCCAGAUCCUCAGCCAGCAUAGCACCAUUGGCUUCAGUGUAGACGCAUCGAUUGACAUCAGCUGAAGGCCUGGCCGAAUACAGCCCCCUGCAUUUUCUAAGACAAAAUUGAACCUAGCAUGACAUUAUUGUGCUCUCUAGUAUAGUUUACUGUGCUAGAAAGUAUUGUGUGUAGCUUCACAGUUCCUUCCUCCUCACCCGAUUUCCCCUGUGAUUUCCUCCUAAGGCACUGGAGGUUUCUCUCGGACCACAGAUGGAGAACGGCUUAUUCCAUGAAGCAUGAGAACUGAAUGUCCUUGUGACUUUACCUUCCUGGUGCAGCAUCACUUGCUGUUCUUAUUUAUGGGAAAGUGUUUGAAACUAAAGCUGGUUGCUCAGUAAUAUGCUGUGGUAGCAAGUUUCCCAAGCUAACUACAUAUUAUGUUAAGAUGUAUUCCUUUUGUCUGGUUUAAAUUUGCUCAUCACCCUAUUGUUCUUCUGUUUAUAAAUACUAGUGCUUCCCACCUGGUAGUCUCAGGAUUAUUACAGCUGCGUUCUUCUAACACAUUUGCUCUUACUUUCCUCCUAACUCUAGGGGAAAAUGGUGGUACGAAGCCUUUCCAACAGAGCUGUUCCCUCCAAUACUGACAUGUUUCAGAGUAGCAGCCAUGUUAGUCUGUAUUCGCAAAAAGAAAAGGAGUACUUGUGGCACCUUAGAGACUAACCAAUUUAUUUGAGCAUAAGCUUUCGUGAGCUACAGCUCACUUCAUCGGAUGCGUAAAGUGCAUUGCUGGCACAUGAUGGCAUAUAUCACAUUGGUAGAUGUGCAAAGCCCGUUGCCAACUGUGCCCACAUCUAUUCAGGGGACACCAUUAUAGGGCCUAAUCACAUCAGCCACACUAUCAGAGGCUCGUUCACCUGCACAUCUACCAAUGUGAUAUAUGCCAUCAUGUGCCAGCAAUGCCCCUCUGCCAUGUACAUUGGGCAAACUGGACAGUCUCUACGUAAAAGAAUAAAUGGACACAAGUCAGAUGUCAAGAAUUACAACAUUCAAAAACCAGCUGGAGAACACUUCAAUCUCUCUGGUCACUCGAUUACAGACCUAAAAGUGGCAAUUCUUCAACAAAAAAACUUCAAAAACAGACUCCAACAAUUGGAAUUGUUGAAUUGGAAUUAAUUUGCAAAUUGGAUACAAUUAACUUAGGCUUGAAUAGAGACUGGGAGUGGUUGAGUCAUUAUACUAAGUAAAACUAUUUCCCCUUGUUUAUUCCUCCCCCCUCCUCCCUCCCACUGUUCCUCAGAUGUUCUUGUUAACUCCUGGAAAUGGCCCACCUUGAUUAUCACUUCAAAAGCUUUUCUCUCACCCCACUCUCCUGCUGGUAAUAGCUCAUCUAAAGUGAUCACUCUCCUUACAAUGUGUAUUUUUUCAUGGUCUGUGUGUAUAUAAAUCUCCUCACUGUAUUUUCCACUUUAUGCAUCCGAUGAAGUGAGCUGUAGCUCACGAAAGCUUAUGCUCAAAUAAAUUGGUUAGUCUCUAAGGUGCCACAAGUACUCCUUUUCUUUUUCCCUCCAAUACUGACAUUCUGGCCAGUGACUUGCACCUGACCAAAUCAAAGCUAGAAUUUCAGAGGCAGCUUCCUUUAUAAAGGCCUGAACCCAAUCCCACUGAAGUCAAUGGAAAGAGACCCACUGACUUCAGUGGGCUUUGAAGCAGGUCCUACACCAGUAUGGGCCUAAUUUUUCAGAGGUGCUGAGCAACUCCAAUGGGAGCUGUGGAUGCCCAGAACCCCAAAUUAGAGGCCACUUCUGAAAAGGUGGGCGUUUAAAUGAGAUCAAUUGUACAUAUCACCAUUGUGUUGAGUCCUCAGAUGGGAUUACCCUUGCUGGAAGAAAUGUUCAACUCUUGCACUGCUGUUUUUCAUGCUCAAAGAACAUUUUGCAGAAAUGGCACUUCUAAGUCUUGGAAAAUACAGUCACAUGAUGUAAAAUAAACAUUUUUAUCUUUAUUGGUC